This is a messenger RNA of Trichoplusia ni (cabbage looper), 12867 nucleotides long. RefSeq names its product filaggrin-like. The annotation marks the transcript as partial. NCBI's taxonomy places the organism in Eukaryota, Metazoa, Arthropoda, Insecta, Lepidoptera, Noctuidae. The transcript has a single exon. The record is from RefSeq and is a predicted model, not a curated record.
GGGAGGCGCAGAAACGACCAGCGAAAGGGGAGAAGGCAGACAGGGGAAAGAGGCGGCGCCGGGACGGGACCAGGCGAGCGGCAAAAGGGAGCCAGAGGCAGCAAAAGGAACGACGGCAGACACAGGGCCAGCCGGCGAGGGGGGGGAGCGAAGAAAAGCACGCAGCCCAGCACGGGCAGAGGCGGAGGGCAGGAGGAGCGCGAGAAGGACCACAGGGAGCCAAGGAACGGAGGAAGAGCGAAGGAACCAAAACGGAGAGAGGGAGCCAGGCGCGGGAGCGCCGAAGACGGCGGGCACGGAGACAGGCAGGGCGGAAGCGGGAGACAAGCAGAGAACGACGGCAGGAGCAACCAGGGAGCGGCAGGCAGAGGAAAGACGGGCGCGGGCGGGGCGAGGGCGAGGCGGGGGACACACGGAGACCGGCCGCGCGCGAGAGCGAGACGGACGAGAAAGCCGCAGGCCCGCGCGGCGACGGAGGAACGCAGACGCGGGACGGGCGAGCGCGGAGAAGAAGGGAGACGAAGAGGGGGGCGACGACGACGACGACGACGACGACGACGCCGAGAAGGGGACAAGAGAAGGAAAAAACCCCGAGGGGGAACGGGCGGAGCGAGACACGAGGGCAGGCACGGAAGAAGAAGCGCGGGAACAGAAGAAAAGACGGCAAACAACGAGGAAGGGCCCGGAGGGACAGAGGCCGGAGGCACGAGAGGCAGGGGAGGGAGAGAGGAAGCAGAGAAGAAGGCGGAGAGAGAACAAGACGAGGGACACAAAAAGAAAGAAGCGGGAGGAACGCGCGAAAGAGGCACAGGAGCGGAGCCGGGCGCGGGGAAGCGAGCACGGCACGAGGAAAGGCAGAGGGAGAACAGGGAACCGGGAACGAAGCGGAACGGGGGACGAACCGACGGGCCACACAGGGGAAGGGACACAAACGCACAACACACACAGGACGACACACGACAGACGAAGAGAGAAGAGACACGAAGAGAGAGAGAAGAAGAGGAGGGGGGAGCAGCGCAGAAGAAGAGGACGACAGGGGGGGGCGGCCAGGGGCGGGCGGAGACGACAGGCAGCGACGGAACGGGAAACACACGAACAGAAGAAGGGGCGCGGGGCAACGGGAAGGCGCGGAAAGCGGCGCACGCGCACGCGCACAACAGCAGACGGGCGCGCAGCGGCGCGCGCCGCAGGACAGGGGGCAAACGGAAACGGAGAGAGGAGCGGAGGAGAAAGACGGGAGACGAGGAGAGAGCCACGGACCAAGCGACCGAGGGAACGGAAAAGGGGCGAGAGCAGCAGAGCAGGGAGCGGCGGGGGGGCAGGCAAACACGACCGACCCGCGAGGGGAGGGAAAGCCGACAGGGGAGACCGAGCCCCCGCCCCGACCCGCCCCCCGCCGCGCCGCCCCCACCCACCCAGAGAGGGGAGGGAAGAGGGGGAGAGGGGGGCCGCCAGCAACCGGAAGAACGAACAGCGACCACCACAAAAGAACCGGAGGCGCGGCAGAGCGGGGGGGGGGCCGGGGGGGGGGGGCCGGGGGGGGCGAGGGCAACGACGGGGGAGGGGGGAGGCGGCAGGGGGGGGGGGACACAGACGCCGAGGAAGGCAGGAACGCAAGCACCCCCCCCCCCCCCCCCCGCGCGAGCGCGCGGGCCGGCGGGGGGCGGGGGACGACGACGACGACGACGACGACGACGAGGAGGAGGACGAGAAGACAGAGAGGGAGGCAGAGGGAGAGAGGCGGGGAAGACGCGAAGAGCACCCACCAGGAGAGAGGGGGGGGCAGGAGAGGGAGGAGGGAGGGAGGGACCGAGGAGGGAGGGCGGGCGAGGGGGGGCGCGCGCGCAAGCGGCGGGGCACAGCGGGCCCGGGCCGGCGGGGGGAGAGGGACGAAGGGAGAGGGCGAGGAGGGCGGGGAGCGGGCGGGGGGGGAGGCGGGGGGACAGCGACAGAGCGAGGAAGAGAGGGGCGGAGCGCGGGCGGGGGCGGGGGGAGGAGGGAGAGGACGAGCGAGAGGACAGGAGGAACGGCGAAGAGACGGCAGGGAGAAGCGAGGGAAACGGCAGGGGAGCGAGAGAAAGAGGAGGGGGAAAGGGCGAGGGGCGGGACCGGGCGGGGAGGAAGGGGGGACCCGGGACCGGGCGGGGAGGAAAGGGACGAGGGAAGAGGCGCAAGCGCAGCGCAAGGGGGCGCGGGGAAAAAGACGGGGGGAGAGGGGAAAAGGGAGGGGGGGAAGCAGAGGGGAGAGCGGGAGGGGACCGGGCGGGGAGGAAGGAAAGAGGAAGGAAGAAAACGAAAACGCGACAGAACAGCGGCCGGCGGCGCACACGGGGCGGGAGGGGGGGGGGGGACAGGAGCAGCGGCCGCGGACGAAGCACCGGGCGGAGGGCGGAGGCGCAACAGAGCGCAGCACGACGCGGCGCGACCGAGCACAACACCCCGCCAGGAACGGAAGGCGGCGACAGACGAGGCCGAGCCCCGACAGCGAACGGAGGGAAAGGCGGACCGGCGGAGCCGGGAGGCACGCGGGAAACGGACAGCAGCGAGCGCCGCGAGCCAAAGGGGCGGCGACGGCGCACCGCACGGGGGGAAGCGCGACGAGGAAAGGCACAGGGGGAGAGCCGCCCGACGCGCGGGGCGCCACAGGGAGCAGAGCCGGGCCGGAGGCGGCGAGGCGGGCGGCGGCCGGAGAGGCGGGCAGGCAGAAGCCCGCGGAGGGGAGCGGCGCACCACCGGCCGCGCGGCCGAGGGCAGGAACCAAAGGGCCGAAACGGCGGGGCCGCGCGGACGGAGCAGGAGGACGAGCGCAACGACAAGCCAGCAGGAGGGGAAAACGAACCGGGCGCACGACGGGCGAAACCCAGCGCACGGGCCCGGGGAGGGGGAACAAGCCAACGCGGGGCGAAGGGGGCGGCGCAAGGAGAGGAAGAGCCGACAGCGAAGGAGCAAAAAGCAACGGCGCGAGGAACGCGGGGCGGCCACAAGCCAGGGAGCCCGGGGGAACGGGCGGGCACCGCGGGCGAAAAACGCGGGAGACGAAAGGAGCGAGAGGCCGGGCGGGCGCAGGCCCGAGGCGGACGGAACAGCGGGAGCAAGCCAGCGGGGGCCCGGGGCGCCACGCGAGGGGCGGGCCGCGCGGAGCGGGCCGGAGGACACCGGCGGGAGGCGGGGACAGAGGGACCGCCCCAGGCAAACGACCCGCCGGGCAGGGGCCGCGAACCGGAGCACGCGGGAGGGGACGGCGACGAGCGGGGCCGCCACGGCGCCACGCGGCACGCGGGGAACGAAACACCGGGCGCCCGCCGAGGAACAGCGACCGCGCACCGCGGCCGCCCAACCGAGGAAGGAAGGAAACAAGGAAAGGAGGGGGGGCAGCGACGAGCGCGCGAACGAGCGCCCACGGAGGCGACACCGCGCAGGGCGCCGGACAAGGCCAGACGAGAGGCAAGCGCAACAGGGGCGGCGGGCCCCGCGGAGGCGCCCAAGCCCGGGCCCGGGGCGGGGGGGCGCGAGAGAGGAGAGAGGGACAGGGGGAAGCGCGGGAAGCCAGGCAGGCGCGGCACGAAGGAGAGGACGAGGCAGGGGGCGACCGGAAGAGAGGCAGAGGGACGCCCGCCGGGACCCGCGCGGGCGGGAAGGGCGGCACGGGGACAGGCAGAGCACGGGGCAGAAAGCACAGGGCGGCAACACCCGCGAGGGCCAGCGCAAGGCGGGGGGAAGGAGACAGGCGGAGGCCCCGGGGCCGGGCCAGGGCGGAGCGGACCGGGGAACGGCGGGCGGACAGAACCGCGCCGAGCGCGCACGAGGCGAGACCGACACGGCCGGACGGCGAGGAAGAGCCGCGGAAGGCCGGAACGCGGGGCCGGAGGCCGCCCGCGCGCCCCGAAAGACGCGAGAGCAGCGACCAGGCCCGGCACCGGCCGCAGCCGCGGCCCGGCCAAACCCGACACGCCCCGGGCCGCAGAGCCAAGCCGGAGGCCGAAGGACGGAGCCAAGGGCCGACGGCCCGGACCGACAGGAGGCGAGCGACGAGAGGCGCGGCACCGGGGAGACCGGCGGCGGAGAGGGGGACGAACCGGCGCGACAGCGCCACGGACAGCCCGCACCGGAAGGGGCAAGGGCCGCAGAGAGGAGCCGGACACCGCCGCAAAGGCGGGGCGCGGCGCGGGCCGAACCAGAGCGCCCGGCGAGAGGAGGCCAGGGAACGCGAACGCGCAGGCAGAAAAGAAAACGCGGCCCGGACCGCGCGGCGGCGGCGGCAGGCCACGGGGGGACCCCGGCGAACACGCGCGGGAAAAACGAGGGAACGAGGAGGGAAACGGGGCCGCGGCCGGGGCCGGAAGAGGAACCGGAGGCCCGGGCGCGCAAAGGGCGGAGGAGCAGAGAGACCAGAAGAAAAGGAGACAGGAGGGAAAAAAACACGCCACAGCGACAGAAGAGGGCGCCGGGAGCGGAGGAGCGACGGACGCGCGAGCAACGACGGGGCACGCGAAACCCGGCGCCACGGCAGGCCGCCAGGGCCGCGCGGGAGGAGGGCGACGACCACCAAGAGCGGCACCGACGGAGGCGCCAAGCGGGCGCACGCCCAGACCCGGCGGCGCGCGCCGCCGCGCACGGCCGACGCGGGACGGCGGAAGGACGGCACAAAGAACGGCGCACAGGCCCGGAACGGGAGGGGAGAGGCAAAACGCGGCAGCGCCAGCCAGGGCAGGGCGGGGGCGGCGGCAGGGGAGGCGGGGCACACGCCGGAGCGGAGGCCGACGGCCAGGGCCACCGGCCGGCGGGCAGGAGCGACCAACGCCGGGCAGGGGGCCCAGGAGCGGGGGGAGGCGCCGGAACACGACGGGGGGGCAGCCCACAGCGCCAGGGCGGCGGACCAAAAGGGGCCCACGGGGCACCGGCAGCAGAGCGCCGGCGGCAGCGGGCGAGGAAGCCGGAGGACGCACCCAGGGAAAGGGGGAGAAGAGGGGGAGGGCGGGGCGGCCCCAAGGCCGCGAAGCAGGCGCGGGACCGGAGGAGACGGGGCAAAGCGACGCCAGCGAGCCGGAGGGAAACGGCGGACGGAACCAGCGACGAGAGGGGGCGAGGAGGCGGGCGCCCCGAGACCCAGGGCCGACGAGCGAGGGGCACGGCAGAAGCGCGACGGGCCGCCAGCAGGGGGCCCCGGACGGCGACCGGACCAGGCAGAGGGCACCAGCGGGCGGGGCCCAGCAGGGAGGCGCAGAGCGCGCCGGCAGGCACGGAGGGGAAACGAGACGCCGCGGGAGGGCGAGAGAGCGACCGAGAGCGACGCGCCAGCCGCCCGGAGCACGCGGCGAGCGCGCGCCGGCACGGGCGGGGCGCCGGGCAGGGGAGGAGCGCAAGGACGCGCAGACAGGCGAGACGCCGGGGGCCGGGGGCAAGACGGGGCCGGCGAGGGCCCGAAACGGAAGCAGCGCAGACAGAGACGCGCACAGGCCGGGACAACACGGCGGCGACGACAGACGCGCCGCACCGACGGCCGCACGGGGGCGGAGACGGGGGAGACGACGGGGACGGGCGGCGGGCCGGACGCGGCGAAAACGCGGGCGCGAGGCGGCAGAACGACCGGCCGACGGCCGGGCGGCCACCGGCGCGGGCCCACGACCCCCGGGAAGGGGCAACGGGGCGCCCGGACGGCGCGGAGACCGACAGCGAACGGGGCGCGAGGGAGGGACGAAGAGAGAAGGGCACGCCGGCCCCGGACGGCGACGGACGCGACCCGGGCCAGCCGACCGAGAGCGGCGACAGCGAGGCGCGCGGCCGGACGCCGAGGAAGGACGAGGAAGCGCGCCGGGCGGGCAGGCGAGGGGCGCAGGGGACCCCGGAACGGGGCACGGACGCGGGAACGCGCGCGGCAAAGGGCGGGGCAACGGGCCCGCACGGGACGGGGCGCGAGCGGGCGCGCGGGAAGAGGGAGCCGGAGAGGGAGGGGACCACCCACGGAGGGCGGCACGCGCAAGCAACCCGACGCGAAGGAGAGGCCCGCGCGCCGCAAGCCGCCGGCGCGACGGGCCGGGCACCCGCGACGGGAAAACGGCCCCGGGCAAGACGAACGGGGACAGGAGCGAGCGCGACGAGAAAGCGGAACCGCCCGAACACCACAGCGCCCGCCGCCGGAACGACGGCGGGAGGCAGGGCGGGGCGGCGGGCCGGGGCGCGCGCCGCGACGAAGGAAAGCCGGGGGAGGGGCGGGCCGCCGCGGACGAAGAGGCGGAAAGGCGGCGGGGGAGCCGCCCGGAGCGGAGGCCAACGAGAAAAAAAGGAGGCAGACGCGAGAGCCGGCAGCGGGACGACGACGCAAGCGGACACGAGAAGAAAACGACGCGGGAACGGCGCGAGGAGAGGCGGAGGAACGACGACGGCGGCGAGGCGCGCGGCGGACGGCGAGGCCGCCGACGAGGAGCGCGAACGAGAGACGGACAGGGGGGAGGGCGAACACGGAGACAGGGAGACGAGGACCGGGAGCACCGCGACCCCCGCGGGGGAGGGAGACCGACCGAAGGGGCGCGAGCGCGCAGACGCAGCGCGACGAGACGGCGAGACGCAGGAGACGCGGACGCGCGAGCAGGGGACGGCCGGCGCGGAAAACGCAAAGACACGGCGGGAAAGGGGCAAGAGCGGCAGACACGGCGGGCGACAAAGGCCGAGCGAGCGGAGAGAGCGGGAGGGGGAACGGACCGGCGGGAACAACGGGCAACCCGAAAGAGCGAAGCGGAAACAGCGACGACACGGAGCAAGCGAAACGGACCGACGGAGGGCCGGCAAAGGCGCGGCGGGAGCGGAGCGGAGAGGGAGACGAGAGCAGAAGGCGCAAGGGGGCAGGGGACGGGAGACAGCCGGCCCGCAGACAGGAGGGGCCGGGAGGGGCGCCACGGACCGCAAGGGGCGGGCGAAAGGGCGAGGGGCAAAGGGGGCCGGCAGGGCACACGAGGACGCGCAGGGAACGGCGGGCGGCAGCGACCCGCGAGCCAAGGGAGCCACCGGCCAGGGGAAGAGGGGGACAAAAGGAGGACCCAGGGGACGAGAAAGAAAGAAGGGGGGGGGGAAGAGAGCGAAAAAAAAAAAAAAAAAAACAGGGACCCCCGGCGCGGAACACCGCGGAAGCGGCAACGAGAGAGAGGGAACGGGAACGAACGCGGAGCCACCGAAAGCGGAGAGGGGCGCACGGGGGGCGGAGGGAGGGGAAACCGGAGCGGAACGAAGCAGAAAACGCGCGAGGGGACGCGACGCGAGACGAACGACCGGCGCGCCCGGACAGGGAAGCCAGGGAACGCCGGGCGGGGCGGGCGCGGGGAAAAGGGCAGCGAGACGAGGGGAGAAAAGGGGCGACGAACGGGGAAGGAGGGGGAGAACAGGAAGGGGACAGCGGGGCGCGGACGCAGGGCACGGGAAAACGGGACAGCGGAAGGAGCCGGCCGCAGGGGCCCCGACGGAAACCGGGGACGACGGGACGGCCGCGAAAGGAGCAAGGGGGGCAACGGCCCAGCAACGCCGACGGCCGGGAAGCCACCGCGGGGCGGGCCGAAGACCGCACGAAAGCAGGCAAGCGGGAGGAGCGACGGGCGGGGGGGACAAAGGGCAGGGACGGAAGCAACGCGAGCGGAGGACGCGCGCGGACGAGGAAGGCCGCGGGAGGGGGGAGAAGGGCAAACCCCAAGCCCCAGCACGAAGGAGGGGCAGCGGGGGCCCGGGCCGCGAGGCCAGGGAGAACAGGCGGAGGCCGGCAGGGGAGCGCGCGGGCGGCCCAGGACAGCGAAGGGCAGCACAGACCGGGGAGGGCGCAAGCGCGGGCGGCGCGAAGCCGCCGGGCCCGCGAAGAAGAAGGGAAGACGGCGCCAGGGAGGGGCGGGACGCGGAGCCACGCACACCGAAAGGACGACGCCGAGGGAGCAGGCGAGAGGCGCGGGCGGGACCGGAAGGAACCAGACAAAGCGCGCCACCAACGAAGAACGGCCAGGCACCACCACCCACCGAAGCAAGAAAGAGCGGGGAAGCGGGCAAGCCGGCCGGGGGCCGGGCCGGGGGAGAGGGCCCGGGGGAGGCAAAGGAAGCCGCAGGCGCCACGCCGGGGGGGCCCGGCCGGCAAGGCCGGGAAGGGGCAGCGGGGCAACCAGACGCCCCCCGGAGGCCAAAAGCGGGGGGGCCCGGAAGCGGCCCGCCGAGCCAGGGGAGGAACGGCGGCGGAGCGCGAGAGGACAGAGGGACGGGGAGAACGAGGGCGGGAGCGAAGCGCCGGCGAACCGCGAACGGGCGGGCGGGAGGGAGGAAAACACCGGGGGCAAAGGCGGGCGCGGAGGGGCGGCGGGCGACGAGCCAAGAAGGGCACCGCGAACGGCGCAAGACGAAGGCCCCCAGGGAGCCCGAGGAAGCAGGACCGCGGAGGGCGGAAAACCAACAAAAGAGAACCGAGAGCAGAGGCGAGGAGGCCAGGCACGAAAGAGGCAAGCAGCAGGGGGAGCCCGCGGGGAGCACGCGAAGGGGGCAAAGGAAAAGGGGCGGCCCACCGCGACACGCACCGAAGAGCACCGCGAGAGGAGGGGAGAGGGAACCGGCGGAGGACCGCCGGCGCACCGACGAGAGGCGCCGCAGACGGGGCAGGAGCACCGCGGAGGCGGGGCACCGACAGCGCGGCGCACAAAGGCAACGACGAGCGGGGGAACCGCAACAAGGGGAGGAGACGCGAGGGGAGCGGGAAGGACCGCGGCGGCGGGCACCAGACGGGCCCGCCAAGGGGCCGCGGGAAAAGAGGGAAAGGGACGCAGGCCGAGGACGAGGCCGCGGAAGAGGCCCGGAGCGGGAGGGGGCGGCACGACCGCCCCGGGCCGGGAGGGGGGAAGGGGCGCGCCGGCGGCCGGCCGGGGAGGGGGAGCCGGGGCGCAGGCGCCCGCGCCGGAAGCGAACCCGGAGGCCCCGGGACCCGGGACAACCAGGGGAGGCGCAGAAACGACCAGCGAAAGGGGAGAAGGCAGACAGGGGAAAGAGGCGGCGCCGGGACGGGACCAGGCGAGCGGCAAAAGGGAGCCAGAGGCAGCAAAAGGAACGACGGCAGACACAGGGCCAGCCGGCGAGGGGGGGGAGCGAAGAAAAGCACGCAGCCCAGCACGGGGCAGAGGGCGGAGGGCAGGGAGGAGCGCGAGAAGGACCACAGGGAGCCAAGGAACGGAGGAAGAGCGAAGGAACCAAAACGGAGAGAGGGAGCCAGGCGCGGGAGCGCCGGAAGACGGCGGGCACGGAGACAGGCAGGGCGGAAGCGGGGAGACAAGCAGAGAACGACGGGCAGGAGCAACCAGGGAGCGGCAGGCAGAGGAAAGACGGGCGCGGGCGGGGCGAGGGGCGAGGGCGGGGGGACACACGGAGACCGGCCGCGCGCGAGAGCGAGACGGACGAGAAAGCCGCAGGCCCGCGCGGCGACGGAGGAACGCAGACGCGGGGACGGGCGAGCGCGGAGAAGAAGGGAGACGAAGAGGGGGGCGACGACGACGACGACGACGACGACGACGCCGAGAAGGGGACAAGAGAAGGAAAAAACCCCGAGGGGGAACGGGCGGAGCGAGACACGAGGGCAGGCACGGGAAGAAGAAGCGCGGGGAACAGAAGAAAAGACGGCAAACAACGAGGGAAGGGCCCGGAGGGACAGAGGCCGGAGGCACGAGAGGCAGGGGGAGGGAGAGAGGGAAGCAGAGAAGAAGGCGGAGAGAGAACAAGACGAGGGACACAAAAAGAAAGAAGCGGGAGGGAACGCGCGAAAGAGGCACAGGAGCGGAGCCGGGCGCGGGGGAAGCGAGCACGGCACGAGGAAAGGCAGAGGGAGAACAGGGGAACCGGGAACGAAGCGGAACGGGGGGACGAACCGACGGGCCACACAGGGGAAGGGACACAAACGCACAACACACACAGGACGACACACGGACAGACGAAGAGAGAGAGAGACACGGAGAGAGAGAGAGAGAAGAAGAGGGAGGGGGGGGAGCAGCGGCAGAAGAAGAGGACGACAGGGGGGGGCGGCCAGGGGGCGGGCGGAGACGACAGGCAGCGACGGAACGGGAAACACACGAACAGAAGAAGGGGCGCGGGGCAACGGGAAGGCGCGGAAAGCGGCGCACGCGCACGCGCACAACAGCAGACGGGCGCGCAGCGGCGCGCGCCGCAGGACAGGGGGGCAAACGGAAACGGAGAGAGGAGCGGAGGAGAAAGACGGGAGACGAGGAGAGAGCCACGGACCAAGCGACCGAGGGAACGGAAAAGGGGCGAGAGCAGCAGAGCAGGGAGCGGCGGGGGGGCAGGCAAACACGACCGACCCGCGAGGGGAGGGAAAGCCGACAGGGGAGACCGAGCCCCCGCCCCGACCCGCCCCCCGCCGCGCCGCCCCCACCCACCCAGAGAGGGGAGGGAAGAGGGGGAGAGGGGGGCCGCCAGCAACCGGAAGAACGAACAGCGACCACCACAAAAGAACCGGAGGCGCGGCAGAGCGGGGGGGGGGGCCGGGGGGGGGGGGGGGGGCCGGGGGGGGGCGAGGGCAACGACGGGGGAGGGGGGGAGGCGGCAGGGGGGGGGGGGACACAGACGCCGAGGAAGGCAGGAACGCAAGCACCCCCCCCCCCCCCCCCCGCGCGAGCGCGCGGGCCGGCGGGGGGCGGGGGACGACGACGACGACGACGACGACGACGAGGGAGGAGGGACGAGAAGACAGAGAGGGAGGCAGAGGGAGAGAGGCGGGGAAGACGCGAAGAGCACCCACCAGGAGAGAGGGGGGGCAGGGAGAGGGGAGGGAGGGAGGGAGGGACCGAGGAGGAGGGGCGGGCGAGGGGGGGCGCGCGCGCAAGCGGCGGGGCACAGCGGGCCCGGGCCGGCGGGGGGGAGAGGGACGAAGGGAGAGGGCGAGGGAGGGGCGGGGAGCGGGCGGGGGGGGAGGCGGGGGGACAGCGACAGAGCGAGGGAAGAGAGGGGCGGAGCGCGGGCGGGGGGCGGGGGGAGGAGGGAGAGGACGAGCGAGAGGGACAGGAGGAACGGCGAAGAGACGGCAGGGAGAAGCGAGGGAAACGGCAGGGGAGCGAGAGAAAGAGGAGGGGGGAAAGGGCGAGGGGCGGGACCGGGCGGGGAGGAAGGGGGGACCCGGGACCGGGCGGGGAGGAAAGGGACGAGGGAAGAGGCGCAAGCGCAGCGCAAGGGGGCGCGGGGAAAAAGACGGGGGGGGAGAGGGGAAAAGGGAGGGGGGGAAGCAGAGGGGGAGAGCGGGAGGGGACCGGGCGGGGAGGAAGGAAAGAGGAAGGAAGAAAACGAAAACGCGACAGAACAGCGGCCGGCGGCGCACACGGGGCGGGAGGGGGGGGGGGGGGGACAGGAGCAGCGGCCGCGACGAAGCACCGGGCGGAGGGCGGAGGCGCAACAGAGCGCAGCACGACGCGGCGCGACCGAGCACAACACCCCGCCAGGAACGGAAGGCGGCGACAGACGAGGCCGAGCCCCGACAGCGAACGGAGGGAAAGGCGGACCGGCGGAGCCGGGAGGCACGCGGGAAACGGACAGCAGCGAGCGCCGCGAGCCAAAGGGGCGGCGACGGCGCACCGCACGGGGGGAAGCGCGACGAGGAAAGGCACAGGGGGAGAGCCGCCCGACGCGCGGGGCGCCACAGGGAGCAGAGCCGGGCCGGAGGCGGCGAGGCGGGCGGCGGCCGGAGAGGCGGGCAGGCAGAAGCCCGCGGAGGGGAGCGGCGCACCACCGGCCGCGCGGCCGAGGGCAGGAACCAAAGGGCCGAAACGGCGGGGCCGCGCGGACGGAGCAGGAGGACGAGCGCAACGACAAGCCAGCAGGAGGGGAAAACGAACCGGGCGCACGACGGGCGAAACCCAGCGCACGGGCCCGGGGGAGGGGGAACAAGCCAACGCGGGGCGAAGGGGGCGGCGCAAGGAGAGGAAGAGCCGACAGCGAAGGAGCAAAAAGCAACGGCGCGAGGAACGCGGGGCGGCCACAAGCCAGGGAGCCCGGGGGGAACGGGGCGGGCACCGCGGGCGAAAAACGCGGGAGACGAAAGGAGCGAGAGGCCGGGGCGGGCGCAGGCCCGAGGCGGACGGAACAGCGGGAGCAAGCCAGCGGGGGCCCGGGGGCGCCACGCGAGGGGGCGGGCCGCGCGGAGCGGGCCGGAGGACACCGGCGGGAGGCGGGGACAGAGGGACCGCCCCAGGGCAAACGACCCGCCGGGCAGGGGCCGCGAACCGGAGCACGCGGGAGGGGGACGGCGACGAGCGGGGCCGCCACGGCGCCACGCGGCACGCGGGGAACGAAACACCGGGCGCCCGCCGAGGAACAGCGACCGCGCACCGCGGCCGCCCAACCGAGGAAGGAAGGAAACAAGGAAAGGAGGGGGGGGGCAGCGACGAGCGCGCGAACGAGCGCCCACGGAGGCGACACCCGCGCAGGGCGCCGGACAAGGCCAGACGAGAGGCAAGCGCAACAGGGGCGGCGGGCCCCCGGAGGCGCCCAAGCCCGGGCCCGGGGCGGGGGGGGGCGCGAGAGAGGAGAGAGGGACAGGGGGAAGCGCGGGAAGCCAGGCAGGCGCGGCACGAAGGAGAGGACGAGGCAGGGGGCGACCGGAAGAGAGGCAGAGGGACGCCCGCCGGGACCCGCGCGGGCGGAAGGGCGGCACGGGGACAGGCAGAGCACGGGGCAGAAAGCACAGGGCGGCAACACCCGCGAGGGCCAGCGCAAGGCGGGGGGGAAGGAGACAGGCGGAGGCCCCGGGGCCGGGCCAGGGCGGAGCGGACCGGGAACGGCGGGCGGACAGAACCGCGGCCGAGCGCGCACGAGGCGAGACCGACACGGCCUGACGGCGAGGAAGAGCCGCGGAAG